Molecule: messenger RNA, 3816 nt
Organism: Talaromyces atroroseus
Lineage: Eukaryota; Fungi; Ascomycota; Eurotiomycetes; Eurotiales; Trichocomaceae
Exons: 3
Coding region: 1-3816 (1271 amino acids)
Biological process (GO): intracellular sterol transport
Cellular component (GO): cortical endoplasmic reticulum; endoplasmic reticulum-plasma membrane contact site; mitochondrion
Molecular function (GO): sterol transfer activity; sterol binding
Source: RefSeq, a predicted model, not a curated record
AUGGACGGCACGCAGGAUUCGACACCGCUGCAACCCCCUUCAGGAGGUCUCAAGAAGGCGUUCUCACGACAAAACCGAAGUCGUGUAACUCAAGGCCAGGACUUGGAAAGUAAUGCAAGCUCCGGUCGGAGCAAUGGCCGUUCCUCAGUGGACUCAACUCCGGAGAAGCGCCCAACAACUAGCGGAGAGCCAGGAGUGGAAGACUCUUCUAGUCGUUUAUCAAAACUGAUCAACAAUCGAAGGAAAAAGAAGCAGACCGUGGAUGACAAGAGGCCGAGUUCUGUUGCGUCUGCUGACUCCGCACUUGACCCUAGUAUGAACGGUACCCUGUCGAUGCGAAAUGGAUAUUCCGUUUCGGUGUCGUCCUCUGCAAAUGGCAGUACCAAUGAACUAGAUCAAUCAGCCGGCAUGGUUAAUCUACUGACCGAUGACUCUGAACCAGACCAUACACCUCCCCUUCUCUCGCACGACUCUCAUUCUGGGUAUCUCACCGCCUCUUCGCCAUUGGUUAGGACCACAACAGUAGGCGAGGAAAACGAUGAGCUCAAAGAGACUUCGUCAAUACAAUCCUCAUCACCCUCAAGACGACAUAGCAUAUCUGCCCCGGAAGCGUCAUUAGGCUAUUUAGGCGUAACAUCAACAAUAUCAGGCCCUGACUCGGAGAGUGUAAAGAAAAGGGCCGUCUCCCCUGCAAGACGACUAAAAGAUGCUUUCAAGCCGUCCCAAAACAAAAAAAGCCCUAGUGUUAGUCCGGACCGGGAAUCAGCACCAUCGGUGGGAAGUCAAAGAAAGAGGGGCCACAGUCUGCUUGGAGGUUCAAGCCGUAGAAGCAGUCUCUCUGACAAACGAUCUACGAAAAGAUCAGCGAGUCCGCCGCCUCCUCUACCAAUAUCCAUUUCCACGGAUUUCGUCGACUCGAGUAAAUCCCAGGUAACUGACACAGCGAAUGAUGUCGGAAUACCUUCCCCCUCGGCAACAGAUGACUCAAAAGUAACAGUAACUCCACCAACGCCGACUAAUCUAGCAGGAGAAUUUUCAACCCGUUUGACAGAGUCGCCAGAAACGGUGAACCCUGCGCCGUCAGAGUUUCCUCCUGGCACGGUUGUUAGUCCAUCGGGGAACAUGAUAUCACAUCGCCGGGUGCGUUCUGCAGGCGCUGUUUCUCAUACUCCAAGCAAACUAUCCCACAUUACAUCGUUGUCGCCCACGGUUGAGGAGCCCCGAGCCCCUAACUCACGUUCUCCCUCUGGCGCUCAAAGCGGAUUUUUCUCUUCGGUCUUCUCGGCCGCUCAGAACGCCGCUUCCACCAUAACGAACAGCCUUGGAGCUCAGAAUAAAAACCGUAUCACAAAUCAAUCAGUUGAUGACGACAAAGUUCAGGCAGACACUGCUAAUGAUGCGGAAAAUCAGGCAGAGGGCGCCACUCAGGAAAAGCAGAAAGAGCUCGCCAUCGAUACCCUUGGGAGUGGUGACUUGAAUUUCAGCCAUCUCGAUAUGGAUUCUGCAGCAGGUGGAAUUACCACAACAAAAGAUGGCGUUGUUAUCACCCAGCCAGAGCUAGCCCAAGAGCCGCGUACAUCCAGCAUCGCGGCAAGGAGAGAUCAAAUGUCUGCGCGUAUUGAAGAUUCGAGAGCAGCCAGAGCCGUUUCGAUGGCUUAUGAGAAAGACUUACCGUCAACCAAUGUAGCUUCUGCAUCCGAUGAAGCAAGCGACACUAAGUUCAAAUCUACCACGAUACUAUCAGAGAUGAGUGGAGAACAAACGCCCCCUGGAGGAAGCAUAUUCGAUGGAGACACCGGUGGUAGUAUCAAACGUACUGGAAGUGUGCGUAGUCGGCUGGCCCGACGUCACCGUGGCUCUUCAGGUGCUACUGGAUCAACAAUCGGUGCUAUUGGUCUCAGUGUAGGUUCACUAGCCAUGCCUAACAAUAACUCAAGUGUGCCACGCUUGACUGGUUUUGCUGUUGCAAGCAAAAAACGCAAUCGUGACUACCAUCAGCUUUUUAGAAGCGUUCCAGAGGAUGAUUUCUUGAUCGAGGAUUAUAGCUGUGCAUUGCAGCGAGACAUCAUCCUUGCUGGACGGAUAUACAUUUCAGAGGGGCAUAUCUGUUUCUCUAGUAAUAUUCUUGGAUGGGUGACAACACUCGUCAUAAGCUUCGAUGAGAUCGUAGCAAUUGAAAAAGAAAAUACAGCCAUGGUGAUCCCGAACGCAAUCGCUAUUCAAACAUUGCAUGCCCGACAUACAUUCCGAAGCUUACUCAGUCGUGAAGCGACAUACGAUCUGAUGGUCAAUAUCUGGAAGAUCAACCACCCCUCCCUGAGAAGCUAUCUCAACGGCAUGCGAAUUGACGAUGGGCUUGGUGACAAGACGGAAAAGGCAAAUGAAAGCGAUAUUGCCAGCGACGUGGCCGAUGAGGAUGAAAUUUAUGACGAGGAUGAGGAUAAUGAAGGGGAUAGCCUAAUCGAUGGCGGCGAUGAGAGCAUCAUUGGAAGUGAAUCUGUUGAACCUGUCAAACAGUUCAGCCGAGAGACAACCGGUUUGACCAUGCACUCAACUGAGUCGGCCACAGCCAUGUCAGCUGAUACGAAAUCAAAUGAUAAGGGGUUGUCUAUCUCAGGAGAGGCCAAUGACUUCCCUGGGCCAGCUACACACACGCCUACGGAGUACACUGACCCGUCAGGACGAUAUGAGAAAGUCGUGAAGGACGAUACCAUACCAGCCCCUCUAGGGAAGGUGUACACUAUGGUAUUUGGGCCGAACUCCGGGGCCUUUAUGAGCAAGUUCUUAGUGGAGGAUCAGAAGUCGAUGGAUUUACAAUUCGAAGACGACAAAAAGGGACUGAAUGACACUAAUAAAACCCGCCAAUACUCGUAUAUCAAACCACUAAAUUCAUCUAUUGGCCCGAAGCAAACGAAAUGUAUCAGUACCGAAACACUUGAUUUCCUCGACCUGGAGAAGGCCGUUCUUGUUACACUUACUACUCAAACACCUGAUGUCCCCAGCGGCAACGUCUUCAGUGUUAAGACCAAGUACUUAUUUACCUGGGCACCGAACAAUCAAACUCGAUUUUUCAUGUCUUGCACGAUUGAAUGGACAGGCAAGAGUUGGCUUAAAGGACCUAUCGAAAAAGGCGCCAUCGAUGGACAGAACGCUUUCGGGAAUGAUCUCGUUAGGGCUCUAAAGAGUGGUGUCAGUGCUCGCGUAGCCAGCGUCUCCAAAGGUGCUAAAACUCCCAAAGGUCGUCGGAAGAAGGGAGUAGCCAGUACUAGCAAGUCUGCGGCCGCGGCCGCUGCCGCGAGUGCCGCUCUCGAUGCGAAUAAACGGGAUCAACAAAAUUGGGGCAUGUUUGAACCUAUUCGCGGUCCCCUUAGCCCCAUUGUGGGAAUUCUCAAGCCUCUCUGGAGCGCGCAUAUGGCUCUUGGGAUCAUUGCAUUCUUGGUAUUCACGCUAUAUACGAAGGGGUUGACUACUACCACAACUGUUCCUCCAGAUAUGAACCUCGUGAGAUUCACGACUCCGCAACGGCUGGUCGCAUAUGAGGAGAUAUGGAGAGCUGAGGAGAACGAACUUUGGAGGUGGCUGGAGGACAGGGCCGGGAUGGAAGGUAUCAGCUUCCCGACUGGUGAUCAAAAACACGAGUCUGAGACACGUGCACGGAGACGAAGUCAGAAACGCCGUAACCAAUCUCUAGCCUCGAAGAUCAUCGAUGAACAAAUUUCGCAGCGGGAGAUGACUUAUGCCAUUCAGGUUGUUCGCGAUCGUCUUGACAAACUUGAAGAGGUUGUCGGCGGUCAAAACUAUGCCUCUGAACCGUGA